Drosophila kikkawai is the source of this 1229-nucleotide messenger RNA. RefSeq names its product acyl-CoA Delta-9 desaturase. Lineage: Eukaryota; Metazoa; Arthropoda; Insecta; Diptera; Drosophilidae. Gene Ontology annotation, cellular component: endoplasmic reticulum membrane. The record is from RefSeq and is a predicted model, not a curated record. Gene Ontology annotation, biological process: unsaturated fatty acid biosynthetic process. Gene Ontology annotation, molecular function: stearoyl-CoA 9-desaturase activity; iron ion binding.
UUUGUAAUUACGGCGGGGUUUUAGUAGACUCUAAACCGCCGUGGAAGUCGGUACGAUUGCGAUUAAGGACUACGAACUGGAAUAAAGGAUAUCAAAAAUGGAGCAGACUAAGGUUAAGGAGCAGAAUCAAACCGGGGACUCUUCCCAUAAGAAGCGCGAUGCCAUCUGGCCAUUGGUUCUGUUUUAUAUCCACAUGAAUAUCCUCGGUGUCUAUGGGAUCUAUGUACUGCUGACCAGCGCUUCGUGGGCCACGAUUCUGUUUACUGCUCUACUCACCCUUCUGGGCACCAUGGGCGUUACAGUGGGUGUUCACCGUUUAUGGGCGCACAGGACCUUCACGGCCUCCAAACCUUUAAGGGUUUUUCUUAUGCUGUGCCAGUCCACAGCCGGUCAGGGCUCCAUCUACAGUGUGGUGCAGGCCCAUAGACUACACCAUGCCAAGUUCCAGCAGGAUGAGGAUCCUUUCUACAGCAAGCAUAGCUUUAUGUAUGCCCAGGUGCGAGGCGGCCUGCUGAAGUACUCGCCCCAGCAGGAAGAGCUACUCAAGGAUAUUGAUAUGUCUGAUUUGGAGAACGAUGCUAUUGUGAUGUUUCAGAAGCGUUUCUAUGUUCUGCUAUACAUCUUCCUCAACGUACUGCUCUCGGUCAACACACCUUUCCAGUACUUUGGUGACUCCAUUUCCUCGUCCAUGUUUGUGGGCUUCUGGCUGCGUAGCCUUAUUGUAAUCAACCUGGGUAACCUGGUUCAUUCCUCCCACUUCAUCUGGAGCAUCCACAAGGGCUUUAAGCCCACGGACUCGAACAGCAUUUUCCUGAUCACCAAGAGCUACUGGCCGCAGUACCAUUACCUGCUUCCCCGGGAUUAUCAGAGCGGCGAGUUUGGAGACUAUGCCUCGGGUAUUGGUUCGGCUAUGAUCCGUGUGUUUGCCGCCCUCGAUUGGGCCAAGGAUCUGAAGACUAUAGGAUCCGUGGUGGUGCGUCAAGGACUUACAAAGGCAGUGGAAACGGGUCGACCGAUAGUCGAGUGCAUUGAGGAGGAGGUGCAGUUGGAGGAGAAUGCGCUGCCCACCAAUCAUUUUCUUAAUCGAGAGAAGUUUAUGUAAAAUAUGUUGACAUAAAGUAAGGGUAUAUUAAGCCUUAUUUCAAGUUUCAAGUUUGCAAAUGUUUAUUUUAUUUGUAUAUUAUAUUUUAUUAUAGAAAUAAUGAAUUUCUAGUUGCUUGUUCUUUUAA